This is a messenger RNA of Erpetoichthys calabaricus (reedfish), 6481 nucleotides long. RefSeq lists its product as uncharacterized. The coding region runs from base 1901 to 3292 and encodes 463 amino acids. The record is from RefSeq and is a predicted model, not a curated record. The transcript is spliced from 9 exons. NCBI's taxonomy places the organism in Eukaryota, Metazoa, Chordata, Cladistia, Polypteriformes, Polypteridae.
UUUUUUUUUUUUUUUUUUUUUCAUUUUAGCAAACUGGUUUCAGUAAUAUAGAUAUCUGUAAAUAGUCUGGACAGAAUUGCGUUAUAAUUGUGUUUUUUAAUAAUGAAUAAUAAUAAUAAUAAUAAUGCUAACAAUAGGAAAUUGCAGUGUAACAAUGUACAGUGGAACCUCGAGAUACGAGCACCUCUGUAUACGAGAAAUUCAAAAUACGAGGAAAGUAUGAGCGAAAAAUUCAGCUCUAAAUACGAGCAUUGGUUCGCAUAACGAGCCACGAGCCAGGCUGUGGGUAUAGCUCGCGGCUUAGCAAGGGGGCGUGGUAGCAGUUGCGAGCCGCGAUCUGCGGUGUCUGCGUUUCUCACUUAAGUGCACAGGUGGGAAACUGCCCACAUCCAUGAUUGUUCCUGUGGCUGAUGGGCUGCAGCUGCCAUGUCCUCCCCGCAUAUAUAGAGAAGCGCGAGCCGGUUAAGGGGGAGAAGAAGUGAAAGAAAAGAAAGAGAGAGAGAGAGAAGGCAGGCAGGCAGGCAAGUGCAGGCUCGCGUGUAGCUGAACAGGCGAGCCAAACAGCUGAAGCAGGACGGUGUAGAGAAGGUCAGCUGCAUUAAGAGUGUCUCGCCUGUUGCAGAGCCCGCAUGGGAGAAGCAGGUGAGAUGCUAACAGAGAAGAAGCACCGGUGAUUGUCAUCUGUUUUUUAAAGACGGCAUCCUUUUGACGUUUUAACCUCGUGUUAAAGGAUUGUUAUUCUUGUGUAUUUUAAACCUCCACUUCACAACUGUUUUAAGGAUUAUUUAUUUAAAGAUUUAUUGAAUGCUCUACUGCACUUUGGACACCUGUUUUGAUUCUUUUAAUAAUCAGUUAUAUUAUUUACCAGUGUUAUUUAUUAAAGGUAGACUACAGUAUAUAUAAUUUAUCAGUGUUAUUUGUUAGGAAAAUUGAUUUUUAUGUUAAUAUAUUUGGGGUGCAGAACGGAUUAACUGGAUUUCCAUUAUUUUCAAUGGGGAAGUUUGUUCUAGAUACGAGUAAUUCGCUAUACAAGCUCAGUUCUGGAACGAAUUAAACUCGUAUCUAGAGGUUCCACUGUAGUUGUAAUAUUAUUAAAGGCCUUAAAAAAAAUCCAGCACUAGUAUUACCAACCAUUUUAUUUAUUUUGUGUCUAUGUUCCCUUACUCUUUCAGAAUUAACUUUCUGGUAUCCCUUACCAUGGCUGCCACUAGUGUUCUUACGUGAGUCUUUGUUUGUAGUAGCAGUGUUCCUCUUAAAACAAAGGUUUCUUUCUUUAAUUGACGUAAUGGUUGAUUGCAUUAUUUUAAUACACCCAACAUCGCCUGCGGUGUUGACAUGUAAGUAUUCAUAGGUUAAAUAACACAAAGAUUCAUUCAAAAAGUUUUUGGAAUAUCGGGCUUGGCGCUUAUAGACUUUGUUCAAAGGUGGCGGUUUAUCAUCCUGUUGUUCCCUUGUUCCUUGUUCCUUUUUGCAUGCUCAGUUACUCUUUAUUUGAUCUCUGUUGGAGGCAACGUGGCUUGGUGCAGACUAUAUGUAGGUUGUAACCUAUUAGUUGCUCCAUGAAGGCCAAUUUGUAAUAUUCUGAAAUUUCUUUUAAUUUCAGCUUUUGGUAACCUACACUUUAAAUGUAAAUGUCUGCCAGUUUCCUGCGGAUCUGUUUCAGGUCGCUCGUUGCAUUCCAGCUGGUUAAAUUUGAAGAAAAACAGAGGUGUUGUAAAACUUUGGAAUGGAGCUGUAACUUUCUCUUGGUUUGUCUGAUUUAUCCAGCUUGAAUCCUGUGCCACAGUUCCGCCGCGAGACCUCCGGCGAACUGACCCUGAAGGCCUCCGCCGAGGCGAUCCAGGUCGCCAAGGCAUACGGCCUGAGCGCCACCGUGCCGUACAGGGUCAAGUCGGCCGAGAUGGUCAAGGAGCAGGCCAGGAGACGGGUGCGGGCAGCAGGCGGUGACCCCGGGGACUCCAGGCUGGUGCGCAGCGUCAGCGAGCUCCAGUUUGGACAGUACCGGGGUCAAACUUUUAAAUGGUUGCUGACCCAUGACCUCGGCUAUGCCGUCAUGGUGUUGGCAACCCACCAGAGGGAGCGCGAAGAUGGCCAGGUGUCUGAUAGCCCGCUGGCGAGCAAUAAGAACACCCUGGAGUCCUACGCCUGGCUCUUUCCCGAUGUGAAGACGGCCAUCCGUCGUCGACGGGAGAGAGACGGGUCGGCCAGGACCCUAGACGAGGGCAAGAGGCUCGUCGGCUUCGGCCAACAUGGACACCUGACGUUUGAGGCCCUUUACGAUGCGGAAGAUCGGGAGGCUAAGAGUUACAUCAAAUGGCUCCGGCGCCAGACCACCAAAGUCGGGACCAAGAUGCAUGCGCUCCAGCUGUAUGUGCGAGGGAGAGACGAGGCAAAGGCAGCAGCAACCUCCUCACUUCCCAAAACCACCACUGUUACCCCCACCACCUCUCUCUCUGCAGCAGCCUCCGUCGUCGAGAUUCCCGAUGACGUGCUGCUGUCGGCCAGCAUGGAGUUGGAGGCUGCAUCUACCUCCCAGUCUGCAACCAGUGGAGGGCCCGUGCCAUCCCAGCGCUCCCAACCGACGGCUGAUCCGGGAAAGCAGCCUUUGCAAAUGCUGUCUGUAGCCAGGAGAGAGCUACUUUUACCCGAGGGCUGGAGGACUUCCCUACCCAAAGAACAGCAUGUGUGGGUAAGUCGGGCCCUUUUCACCAGGGGCAAGGAUGGAAAGCCUGUUCUGACGUCCAACCUUCGCCUUUGGUGGUAUCCUCCCGGCCCCCGCAACGUGCACCUCCAGCCCCCGACAUCGCCCGACACCUUUUUUCAGCGCCCGUUCUUCCUGUGGAUGCCGUACCGCAUGCGGGGCUACAAGCUGUCCUGCACGGUGUGCAGCCACAGGUUGUCGGGAGCCGGACUCUACAGGACCGUCCGGAGGGUCCUGGAGUCAGACGGAUGGUACUUUAUGGCCACGGAGUACCUGGAGUGCCGGCGCUGCAAGAAGAAGGUGGCGGGCUGGUCGCAGGAUGUCUUGGAUCAGCUGCACUGCACCCAUCGGGAUGACUUUCCAGCUAUCCUGACUUACAGAUUAUCCUGCGACAAAAAGCUCAUCGGGCAGAUGCGUGAGCGCACACUGGGCAACGGGGCCACCCGGCUGCGCAAAUAUCUGCUCGAGGAGCACGUCAAGUCCUGGUUGGAGCGGUCCAGAAAGUUCAUGUUCGCGGCCACCAAGUUCAUCACAUCGGGUGCCGAGCCAUCUACGACUACGCCUCGACCACCACGGAUGACCCCGGUGUAAAGUGGUUGCUGUCCAUCUAUGCCAGGGAGGUGGCUUCGAGGAUAGAAGAGACCAAGGCCUGGAUCACCUCCAUCUUUGGCUCAUUCUUGAAGAUGGACUCAACCAAGAAGGUGACCAAGAAACUUGCUGGUGCCGCGGCAGGAACGGCAGCCUGGGUGACCAACGUGGGGAAUGAGUAUGGCCAGGUCUUAAUCAGCGUCCUCACUGCAGCCGAGGGUGCUGGCCUGUACCCCAUGGCCACCGGGCUGAUGCGGCGAUACCGUGAUGCCGGUGUGUCCCCGCCUCUGGUCCUCUAUGUGGACCGAGACUGCUGUUCCCACGGGGGACCAUCCAAGGUGUCCUUCUUAUUCCAUCAGUGGGAUCAGCUAGUGGUGCGGCUCGACGUGUGGCACCUGAUGCGACGCUUCGCGGCAGGUGUUACCACGGAGAGCCACCCACUAUACAGCCUCUUCAUGGCGCGUCUCUCGUUCUGCAUUUUUGAGUGGGACGAGGGAGACGUCGCCCGGCUGCGACAGGCCAAGGCUGGUGAGGCAGGGAAGGGUCCCCGAGGCUCCAGGCAGGGAAACAUCCCGUUAAAGGAGCUGGCCCGCCACUGCCGCACGCGCGGGGCGGAGGAGACUGGCCGGCUCAUUGACGAGAUGUUGGAGGCCUUCGGGGACGCCACUGACACCAUGGGUAUCCCGCUUUUGGACCGUGCUAAGAUCCAGGACAUCUGGAAAACACAGAGGCGCCACCUCCACUGCAUCCAGGACCCACCCGGCGUGCACCUGUACAUGCAGACCGGGCAGCUGGUCAAAGGGGGGGAUCACGCUGCCGGUGUUCAGGUGUGCGCGAGGUUCAACUUCGUUGGAGUCGUUCCACCUGCAUCUGGACCGCUUCAUACCUGGUAAGGGUGCCCAGAACCUGUUCUUUGUGACCUGUGUUGUGCGAGGGAGUGGGUGGCAUUGCAUUUUUAUCUUUCACUCUCUCUCUCUCACUCACUCACCGUGUCUUUCAGGCACUUCAGCCAGCGCGGCCCACUUUCAGGCCUAUCUGCUGGAAGGCCUGGCGCGGUGGAACGAGGACCAUGCGGCACAAGCAGUGGAGGCAGCAGACCGUGAUAUGGUCUGCUACAGUGGCCAACUCCAGCACACCGUCAAUGAGCUGAGUGAAAUUUUAUAUCGCACGAAGCUAGUUGACGAUCACACCCGGCCUGCGAAGUACACUGGUGAGCUCAUCGGCGUCCAAUACCUUUUUUCGCAGACCGGUCGAGUGCUGGAGGAAGUGAUGGGCAGGGAUCCCGACGCUCUGGAUGGGACUGAUACAGACGACGACAGUGUCGACGAGGGCUUCCAAGAGAACGAGGGGUCGGUAGAAGAACAUCUCGAAAACACCCUCUUCGGCCUUGAGGAGGACUUCGCCCGACAACCGUCGUCUGACAAGUCCCAGUCGCAACCUGCCAUCGGCGCCUCAGUCUGGGCCAGCCGACCAGGAGACCUCCCCUGGAGACGAGGCCAUUCAAAGGGUGUCCCACGAGCCAAGUAGCCUUGGAGCUGACACUGGCCCGGGUUAUGAGCACGUGGUCAACCUGGCCUCUAGUCUCAUGACGCUGCGUCACCGUGCUUACGUGACUCAGCAGCAAGUGGCGGAGAUUGUCGCUCUCUGGGAACGAUUGCUGGAGGGCGACAAGGCCCCGGUUCGCUUCCCGCCACGCCACCAGGAAAGACUGGUGAAGGGGAGGUUCCAACGCAAGCACUCGCAGACCAGUGUCACACCGGGAGUGGAGAGCUUGCGACGGUGUAUGGUCGGCCAAGGCGCACAGAUGCCAAACAUCAGCCGCCUUGUGGAGGCCGUUUGUAUAGAACUGUCCAGGAUUCACCCCGAAGGAACCACCAUCUGCGGCGUGAGGGUGAACCGCUGGGCAGCUGUGAUGCGGGAUUAUAUCUGCAUCCAAGAGAACAUCCUUACAAACCCGGUACUCAUGGCCCAGACACGUAUCCAGUUAUUCCCCCUCAAUCAGCGCACCCUGGCACAAUGGUAAGUACACACUGGACAAGUGGGAUCCACCAUGCCCCUCUCCUCCCUCCCACCCUGACUUACUUUGCUUUCUGUCCCUGUAGGCACCUCACUCGCACCAGGGAGCUGGUACGGCGGGCUCUGGAGAUGGCCGUGCCAUUGCCAUCCAGCUCGGCCCUUGCUUCGGAGCCCACCCCUGCCGUACAGCCACGGCCCACGGGCCCCGAGCAGUCCGCUGCACCAUGUCAUGAAUACUCGGAUACAAUACAAUAAAAUAAAAUAAAAUAAAAUAAAAUAAAAUACAACGCAGCGAACUCGGGGCCCCGUGGAUGUGGCACCACCAAUUGUUGGCCACCCCCCCGUGCCACAAGAAGCACCCGCCACCCAGCCACUCCUCCCGCCGGCUGACACUGCCGCCUCUCCGCCUCCACCGGCACAACCUUCAGUACCCCGCACCACUGCCUGGCGGCGGAGGAGCUGGCGCAACAGCAAGGUAUCCCUCCCAAACAAAGAAAAAAAGUGGAGGCCUUUGUUUGCCAGCGCUGUGGCCGUCCUAAAACAAAAGAGUUCGGCCACAGCCGCUUUGGGAGGGAAACCUUUUGUUCCAGGAAAAGAGGAGAGCGAAGCAAAAUCGUGCCGGGGGGGAUGGCCACUAAACAAUUUUUGUUAAUCAGUAGAUGGGCCCAUACAUUGCUUUUUUUUUUUUUUUUUCUUAUUUUUAUAAAUUUUUCAAGCUGUUUUUACUUUUUUUUUUAAUUUUUUUUUUUUUUUUGACAAUCUUUACAAAUGACUGGCACUUUAUAUGUUGGCAGAAAGGGAGGACUGCUUCAUUUUUCAAGCUGUUUUUACUUUUUUUGACAAUCUUUUUUAAUUUUGGGCUUCAUCUACUGGUUAUGGUAGUUAUUUUUUUUAUUUGAUAUUUAUUUAUUUAUAUAUAGUUCCUUGGAUUGUUGUUUGACCUUUAUUUAAUAUACACUGAUUUCAUGUUAUAUUUAUUGUAUAUAGUUAUUUCACGUUAUUUUUUUUCUUGGAUUGUUGAUUGAUUUCUAUUUAUUAUAUGUAUAUUCAUUGUAUAAACCUUGUUGAUUGAAUCGUUGUGUCUGCCUGCCUGCUUCUGUCCCGCCCGCCGCCGCUUUAAGGGCUCUCUGUUUACCUUCCCGCGACCGCGUGGCUAAUCGGCUAUGCGCCCGCCUC